AUGCUCACGCUGCUGAAGUUCUGGGAGCUGCUGCGGGCGGCAGUCGAUGAACGAGAAGAUGUCCAGAAGAAAACAUUCACAAAAUGGAUCAACUCUCAACUUGUGAAGAACGACAAGCCGCUGGUGGAGGACCUGUUCCUGGACCUGCGGGACGGCGAGAUCCUGCUGGCGCUGCUCGAGAUCCUCACCGCGCAGCAGUAUGUGCGGCAGGGCGUGACGGCGCACGUGCAUAUGUUGCAGAAACGAGAGCGCGGGCGCAUGCGCGUGCACCACAUCAACAACGUGAACACGGCGCUGCACGUGCUGGAGGCCAACGGCGUCAAGCUGGUCAACAUCAGCAGCAACGACAUCGUCGACGCCAACCCCAAGCUCACGCUAGGACUAGUGUGGAGCAUCAUCCUGCACUGGCAGGUGCACUAUCAUCUCAAGGAGCUCAUGUCAGAAUUGCAGCAGACCAAUUUGGAGAAGACCCUGCUAGCGUGGUGCCGCACUCAUACGCAGAACUACGCGGGCGUGAACGUGCGCAACUUCACGACGUCGUGGUCGGACGGGCUGGCGUUCAACGCGCUGCUGCACCGCUGGCGGCCGCAGCUGUUCGACUACGCGGCCGUGGUGGCGCGCGGGCCGGCGGCGCGGCUCGACCACGCCUUCAGCGUCGCGCACCAGCACCUCAACAUCGACCGCCUGCUCGACCCCGAGGAUGUGAAUACGCCUAAUCCUGACAAAAAAUCGAUAAUGAUGUACGUGAUGUGUCUGUUCCAAUCUCUGCCACAUUCGUGCGAAGACGUAGCCGACAUGGAGAGCAUUCACUCGGAACCCGGCACGCCGGUCGCCACUCAGCCGCCCGAGGUGGCGGGCAGUCGGCCGCUGUCGACGGCGACGACCGGCUCGGUGGAGCUGGGCGGGUACUACGCCGCCUUCGAGGAGGUGUUGGCGUGGCUGCUGGAGGCGGAGGAGCGGCUGGCGGCGGCGCGCGAGCCGGAGGGCGCGGAGCUGGCGCCGCUCAAGGAGCACUUCCACGCGCACGAGCGCUUCCUGCUGGAGCUGGCGGCGCAGCAGGCGCGCGUGGGCGGCGUGCUGGACGAGGGCGCGCGCCUGCUGGACGCCGGGCUGUCGCGCGACGAGGCGGCCGAGGUGCGGCUGCAGCUGCGCCUGCUGGGCGGGCGCUGGGAGGCGCUGCGCCGCGCCGCGCUCGCCACGCAGGCGCGCGGCCACGCGGCGCUCAUGCGCGCGCAGCAGCAGCAGCUGGCGGAGUUCCGCGCCUGGCUCACGCGCACCGAGGACCGCAUGUCCCGCGCCGGCGCCGCGCGCCCCGGCCGCGCCGGCCUGCGCGCGCAGCUCGCCGCCGUGCGCGCGCUGCACGCCGACCUGCGGCGCCAGCAGCCGCGCGUGGACGCGCUCGCCGACGCCGUGGUCGUGGUGGACGACGACGCGCAGGACAACUGCGUCACGGAGAUCGAGGACGAGCUGACGGCGCUGAGCGAGCGCUGGUCGCACACGUGCCAGUGGACCAUGCAGCAGCUGGAGCGGCUGCAGGAGCUGCAGGCGCGCUGGGACGCGCUGGACGCGCAGCACGAGGCGCUGCUGGGCGCGGCCGACGCGUGCGAGCGCGAGCUCAAGCAGAUGGAGGCCAACCCCGCCGCCGAGGUGGGCGCGGCGCUGGCGCGGGUGCGGCAGCUGCGGCGCCUGCGCGGCGAGCUGGCGGCGCGGCGGCGCCAGGCGGCGGCGGCGCUGGGCGAGGCGCAGGCGCUGGGCGAGCCCGAGCUCAGCGAGCGCGCCGAGGCGCUGGCCGACCGCCUGGACGCGCUGCUGCUCAUCCUGCACGUGCAGGCGCAGCGGAUCAAGGAGUUGGGCUUCGACAUGGAGCUGGAGGAGGACUCGGCGGCCGAGCAGGAGUCGCCGGCCGCACCGCCGCAGGAGACGCAGGAGGAGCAGGCGCUGCCGGACGACGCGCAUAGCGGCUCGAAGAAGCCGCGACUGGCGCCCGACCAGCGCGCUGACUUCCAGCUCGGGUACAAAGCCUUCGAGACCUGGGCCGGUGACGCCGAGCAAGCACUCGACCGGUGCAAACGUGAGUUGGAAGAAGACAAUGAAAAGAGAAAAGAGAUUCCGGGCAUCCUGGAGCGCGUGGAGAAGGAGAUAGAGAGUCAGCGCGCGGAUUUUGCCAACGUGGAGGAAAUACAGCGCCGCCUCGCCGCGGAGCCCGGCCUCCAGGGUAAGUGUCGCGUGCUGGCUACGAAGCCCAACGACACGCCGAAAGCAUAG
Molecule: messenger RNA, 2265 nt
Organism: Helicoverpa armigera (cotton bollworm)
Lineage: Eukaryota; Metazoa; Arthropoda; Insecta; Lepidoptera; Noctuidae
Product: utrophin-like
Exons: 12
Coding region: 1-2265 (754 amino acids)
Biological process (GO): actin cytoskeleton organization; muscle cell development
Cellular component (GO): plasma membrane; cortical actin cytoskeleton; cell projection
Molecular function (GO): actin filament binding
Source: RefSeq, a predicted model, not a curated record